AUGGAGUCAACUCGAACUUUUCAGUUGGGUUCAGCUAAACUUGCUCCACAAAAAGUUACUGACACUCAGGGCGGUCGGGUCCCGAAGGGUUGGCGGUCAGCAACUUUACUUGCAAUUUCUUUUGGUCUUAUUGAUGUUCCGCACAAGAUGGGUGAAGGAGGUGCGAAAGGGAUGGAGGACCAGGAUGUCCCGUUCGCAAAAUGCCAAGGCUUGCAAGUCUAUUUGCGCCUAUUUGCACAUAGGCUCGACUUUUCCAUUCGCUUAAGCAAAGACGACAAGGAUUAA
Messenger RNA from Psilocybe cubensis, 285 nucleotides. RefSeq lists its product as uncharacterized. The record is from RefSeq and is a predicted model, not a curated record. NCBI's taxonomy places the organism in Eukaryota, Fungi, Basidiomycota, Agaricomycetes, Agaricales, Agrocybaceae. The transcript has a single exon. Bases 1 to 285 code for a protein of 94 amino acids.